AUGAAGGCCACUUUCUUCGCCGCCGCUGCGGCCAUGGCUGGUGCCGCCAGCGCCGCCAACCACCGUCACGCUCACCAGAUGUUCGCUAAGCGCGGCCACGCUGCCAGCACCGGCUUCCCUCUUGCGCCCACUGGUGAGGUCUGCCUGCCUGGCUGCACCACCAUCUGGAAGACCAUCACCGGCGAGGCCACCCUGGUCCCCGUCACCGUCACCACCGUGACCUCGACCUCGACCAACACCUCGACCGUCCGCAUCACCCCCAGCCCGACCUCCGUCUCGGUCCCCGUCCAGACUACCACCGUCGUCGUGGUCCCAACCCCCGAGGUCCAGCGCUGCCCUACGCCCGGCACCUACACCUUCCCGGCCACCACCCUGACCGUCACCGACACCACCACCGUCUGCGGCGCUACCACGACCAAGGUUCCCUCCGGCACUCACACCGUUGGCGGUGUUACCACAGUUGUCACUACCCAGACUACCGUUACCUGCCCUGUCGCUACCGUCGUCACCUCUGGCGGCGUCACCACCAGCACCAUUCGCAUGACCGAGUACGUCUGCCCUACCGCUGGUACCUACACCAUCGGUGCCCACACCACCGCUUGCCAGACCGAGACCGUCAUCGUCUACCCUACGCCGACCACCAUUGCUCCCGGUACCUACACCAAGCCCCAGGUUGUCGUGACCGCCACCGAGACCGACUACGUCACCGUCUGCCCCUACACCAGCUCCGGCCUUCCCACCGCCACCCCUACUCCCGUCGCCGUCAGCACCCCCGUUCCUGCUCCUGCCAGCAGCUCCGCUGCCCCCAGCCCUGCUGCCCCCAGCUCUGCUUCUCCCAGCGCCGCCGCUCCUAGCCCCUCCGCUCCCGCCCCCGGCAGCAGCAAGACCGAGGUCAAGGGCACCAAUGACCAUUACGCCAUCACCUACGGCCCCUACGUCGGUUCCACCGGUGCCUGCAAGUCCAAGGCCCAGGUCGAGAUUGACAUUGCCUCCAUCAAGGCCGCCGGCUUCCAGGCGGUCCGCAUCUACGGCACCGACUGCGACACCCUCGUCAACGUCGUCCCCGCCUGCGUCAAGCAGGGUCUCCAGGUCAUCGCCGGCAUCUUCGUCAAGCCCGGCCAGCAGUGCUCCAUCAACACCCCCGACGUCAAGAAGCAGGUCGACGACCUCAUCGCCAUGAACAAUUGGGACGUCAUCCGCCUGCUCGUCGUCAGCAACGAGUCCAUCAUGAACGGCGUCUGCUCCGCCUCUGCCCUCGUCCAGCUCAUCAAGGACGUCAAGAGCGCGUGCCCCGGCUACCAGGGCCCCGUCACCGUCGCCGAGACGCUCAACAUCUGGCAGCAGCAGGAGGUCGCCGACGCGCUGUGCCCCCUCGUCGACGUCGUCGGCGCCAACAUCCACGCCAUCUUCAACCCCAACGUUGACGCCUCCGGCGCCGGCGACUUCGUCAAGAAACAGAUGGACAUCCUCAAGGGCAUCUGCAACAAGAACGUCAUCAACCUCGAGACUGGCUGGAAGAACAACGGCCCUUGCAACGGCAAGGCCUGCCCCGGCGCCGACGACCAGAAGAAGGCCAUCAGCUCCAUCCGCAAGACCUGCGGUGACGCCUCCGUCUUCUUCUCCUUUGACGACGAGGGCUGGAAGCCCGCCGCCGACCAGGCUUGGGGCCUCACCGCCGUCUUCAACUUGGCCCAGCAGUAG
Molecule: messenger RNA, 1701 nt
Organism: Cordyceps fumosorosea ARSEF 2679
Lineage: Eukaryota; Fungi; Ascomycota; Sordariomycetes; Hypocreales; Cordycipitaceae
Product: Glycoside hydrolase, superfamily
Exons: 2
Coding region: 1-1701 (566 amino acids)
Biological process (GO): cell wall organization
Cellular component (GO): fungal-type cell wall; extracellular region; cell surface
Molecular function (GO): 1,3-beta-glucanosyltransferase activity; glucan endo-1,3-beta-D-glucosidase activity
Source: RefSeq, a predicted model, not a curated record